GACCAGUAGCCUACUUCCUGAUCUUAAAAACAGGAGGUGAUCUGCAACAGGCGGAUACACGGACCUAAUUUCACAUCUCUGUGGCUAGACUUUAUCAAAAAAGGAGCUGUUUCGAACCACAAAUAUGACUUCGGAUCUGCCAGUUCUCCUCGCAGCAGUGUCAAUGCUAUCUGCUCUCCACAUGGCAUUUCAGGCAAGACGUGUAGGGUGGUCGAGGAUGAAGCAUAAAAUUAUGCCACCCAUUGUUACUGGACCACCUGAGUUUGAAAGGACAUUUCGUGCACACCAGAAUAGUGUAGAGUUUUAUUCCAUUUUCCUGGUGGUAUUGUGGAUCUCUGGCAUCUUUUGCAAUGAAGUGCUUGCUGCUCUUGGAGGAAUCAUGUAUAUUGUGGGCAGGGAGAUGUACUUUACUGGCUAUAUCAGUGAAUCCAAAAAAAGGUUGCGAGGGUUUUACUUGAUACUGUGUGUCCUGUUAUUCCUAACUGUGAUGGCUACCAUUGGAAUCAUUCAAUCAUUUUUGGACAAAUAUCUCAACAUCAGACUUUUCUAAAGACUUUGAUUCUUAAUUUGAAAAAAGAAAA
This is a messenger RNA of Rhinichthys klamathensis goyatoka, 581 nucleotides long. It is a transcript of the gene mgst2, whose product is annotated as microsomal glutathione S-transferase 2. Gene Ontology annotation, molecular function: glutathione transferase activity; enzyme activator activity; glutathione peroxidase activity. Gene Ontology annotation, cellular component: nuclear envelope; endoplasmic reticulum; membrane. Gene Ontology annotation, biological process: leukotriene biosynthetic process. NCBI's taxonomy places the organism in Eukaryota, Metazoa, Chordata, Actinopteri, Cypriniformes, Leuciscidae. The transcript is spliced from 5 exons. The record is from RefSeq and is a predicted model, not a curated record. Bases 125 to 550 code for a protein of 141 amino acids.